Molecule: messenger RNA, 2141 nt
Organism: Rosa chinensis
Lineage: Eukaryota; Viridiplantae; Streptophyta; Magnoliopsida; Rosales; Rosaceae
Product: protein DETOXIFICATION 40
Exons: 7
Coding region: 61-1719 (552 amino acids)
Biological process (GO): xenobiotic detoxification by transmembrane export across the plasma membrane
Cellular component (GO): membrane
Molecular function (GO): xenobiotic transmembrane transporter activity; antiporter activity
Source: RefSeq, a predicted model, not a curated record
GUUAAACAACACCAGAACACAGCUCCAUAGUCCAUACAAUCUUAGUUUCACGACGUCGACAUGUCAAAAACAAACUCUUUCUCUCAUAUGUAUUUGAUUUCAAAUUUUCAAUUAAUGCAGCCUGCCUCAUAUAGUUCCACUGCAGCGCAUAUCCAUCACAAACACUACACUAUGGGUUCUCAAGAAGAGCUCCACCAAGCCAUUUUAAGCUCCGAACCAGAACCCGAAUCCGAAUCAGUAGCCUCCGCUAGUCAUGGCGGGGAGUCAUCUCCACUUGAGAAGGUACUAUCCGACACCCAGUUGCCGUGUUUCAAGAGGCUCCGAUUGGCCACAUGGAUUGAACUCAAGCUCCUCUUCCACCUUGCUGCUCCUGCCGUCUUCGUUUACUUGAUCAACAACACUAUGUCACUUUCUACACGUGUCUUCGCCGGCCACCUGGGUAAUCUCGAGCUUGCAGCUGCCUCGCUCGGCAAUAGCGGCAUCCAACUCUUUGCCUACGGCCUCAUGUUAGGUAUGGGAAGCGCUGUGGAGACUCUAUGUGGGCAAGCCUACGGUGCCCACAAGUACGACAUGUUAGGCAUAUAUCUCCAAAGAGCAACCAUAGUCCUAACCAUCACCGGACUUCCACUUCUUGCAGUCUUCAUCCUAAGCAAGCCCUUAUUGCUUUUAAUCGGAGAAUCAUCAGCCUUAGCCUCUGCGGCCGCAGUUUUCGUCUACGGUCUGAUCCCACAAAUGUUCGCUUACGCUGUCAAUUUUCCAAUCCAAAAAUUUCUCCAGGCCCAGAGAAUUGUGCUUCCAAGUGCCUACAUAUCUGCGGCUACGCUUGGGGUGCAUUUAUUGCUAAGUUGGGUGGCUGUAUACGAGUUAGGUUGGGGCUUGAUUGGUGCCUCGUUGGUUUUGAGCUUGUCUUGGUGGAUCAUUGUAAUUGCUCAGUUCGUCUACAUUUUGACAAGUAGCAAAUGUAAGCAGACAUGGAUUGGGUUUAGUUUGCAGGCGUUUUCGGGGUUGUGGGAGUUCGUGAAGUUAUCGGCUGCAUCGGCUGUGAUGUUGUGCUUGGAGGUGUGGUACUUUCAGGUGCUAGUGUUGAUUGCUGGCUUACUAAAGGACCCUGAGCUUGCUUUGAACUCAUUGUCUGUAUGCAUGGCGAUAAAUGGAGAAUUGAUCAUGGUUUCAAUUGGAUUUAACGCAGCUAUAAGUGUGCGAGUAAGCAACGAGCUGGGUGCUGGGAAUCCAAAGUCAGCAGCAUUCUCGGUUGUGAUAGUAACACUAGUGUCGUUGGCUAUUGCUAUAGUUGAAGCCGUCAUUGUUCUAUUGCUCCGCGAUGUAAUCAGUUAUGUCUUUACCAGUGGCGAAACUGUUGCCGAAGCCGUCUCUAAACUCACUCCGUAUUUGGCCUUUACUCUAAUCCUUAAUGGGAUUCAACCUGUCCUCUCGGGGGUGGCUGUUGGGUGUGGGUGGCAAACCUUUGUGGCAUAUGUGAAUGUGGGAUGCUAUUACGUGGUUGGAAUCCCAUUAGGCUGUCUUCUGGGAUUUAAGUUCGAUCUUGGUGCUCAGGGAAUAUGGUCAGGGAUGAUAGGAGGAACAUUGAUGCAGACCAUCAUCUUAUUGUGGGUAACAUUUCGUACGGACUGGAUUAAAGAGGUGGACACGAGUAAAAAGCGUUUGGAAAAAUGGGACGAGUCUAAUAAACAGCAGCAGCAACCUCUUCUCAAAAGCUGAUCAAUCAAAUUGAUCGAAGGCACAAGUUUCCAACAAUAAUAGUUUGCUAAUCAACUUGAUUUGAUUAGUAAGAGUACCAAUGAACACCCCACCCCAAAAAAAAUAAAAAUAAAUAAAUAAAAUUGUAUUGCAUAAUAAGAUUAUAUAUUGCAUGAAAUAGGAUGAAAUUAAUCAAUGAGAAUAUGAGAUGAUUAAAGGGCGCGCGUGCAUGCCAAUAUGCCAAGCAUGAAGGGAGGGAAACAAUACAUCACACAAAGAGAGUGGCAAGCGACUGAGCUAGCAUGAACUUUAUGUGCCUGUAAUUCUAAGUUACUAUUUGAGCAACCAAUUAAGUUAAGCUCAUGCUUUCCCAUGGGCAUUCAUUAAUCGCAACUCCUGAAAUUUCAUAAUAUGUACAUUUACCGAAUAUAACUUCUUGAACU